Messenger RNA from Colletotrichum scovillei, 378 nucleotides. RefSeq lists its product as uncharacterized. Lineage: Eukaryota; Fungi; Ascomycota; Sordariomycetes; Glomerellales; Glomerellaceae. The transcript is spliced from 2 exons. The record is from RefSeq and is a predicted model, not a curated record. Bases 1 to 378 code for a protein of 125 amino acids.
AUGCCCGCCGAAAGGAAGAGAUCCAUCAUCGGAAAGGUCCUUAGCGGCGUGAAGAUCAAGAUGGAAAGAGCCAUCAACGGCAAAUACCAGCGCCACUUUUGCGAAUCUAACAAGGUCGAGCCCUCGCACUGCCGCCGCCUGGUCAUGAUCGAGUGCACCUUUGACUUCCGCGUCAAAGCGGACGAGUUCAACAACAUCAUCACGAACUGGUUCGACCCGCACCACGGCACGCUGCCCACGAAGCUCUACAGGAAGAUGGCCAGCAUCGGCGUCAGGAAGGAGCACGCUGACGGCGUGCGCACCUCAUUCCGCGUCUUUCUGCUGUUUGGCGAGGAUAUCCCGAUCGACAUGGUCAUGAAGCGGGGGCUUCUAGUGUGA